Lodderomyces pseudojiufengensis is the source of this 3366-nucleotide messenger RNA. It is a transcript of the gene MSB1, whose product is annotated as Msb1p. The record is from RefSeq and is a predicted model, not a curated record. Bases 1 to 3366 code for a protein of 1121 amino acids. The transcript has a single exon. NCBI's taxonomy places the organism in Eukaryota, Fungi, Ascomycota, Pichiomycetes, Serinales, Debaryomycetaceae. Gene Ontology annotation, cellular component: cellular bud neck; cellular bud tip.
AUGAUAACACUAUCAGAUCAAUCUGAUAUACAAUUACCAAAACUACCUCAACAUAAUCCUCAAAAUAAUAUAAAUGAUUCAGGAAUUUUACAACCAGAUCAAUUUGGUAGAAAAACUUUACAAAAUAUUCUACAUAUAAUAACUCAAGAAUUGAAAAAAAAAGGAACUAAAACUCCUCAUAUUUUAUUACCGUUCAGAUCUAAAAUUAAAGAUUCAAAUUUAAAUGAAUUUUUAUCACUUAUUGCACCUAAUGGAGAAAUCAUCAAGGAUUUAAAAUUAAUUAAAACAAUUUGUUCAGAAACUGAUGAAUUUACAUUAAUAUGUUGUUUAAAAUAUUUUUGGUCAAGACUUCCCAACAAUGAAAUAAUAGGUUAUAACAUUUAUUUAGAAUUUAAAAGAAAAGAAAAAAUUGAAAAUUAUCCCAAAAAUGCAUUUUUAACAAUAAUGCCUAAAUGUUUAUCAUCACCAGCUCAUGCAUCAAUUGUAUAUGAUUUUUUAGAUUUAAUAUUAAAUGUUAUAUCAAAUUCUCAAUAUAAUUAUUUAAGUGGUAGAAAAAUAAGUAAAAUGGCAAGUCUUUGGGCUUUUAGAAAUCAAACUUCCAAUUCAAAAAGGGAUAUUGAUUUUAUUGAAGGUAUUGAAAAUUGGAAUAAAAUUUCAAAUGCAUUAUUUCAUUUAGUUUUAUCAUUUUUAAGAUCAAUGUUACCUGAAUCAGAUUCAGAAACUUUAAAAUUACCAAAAACUUUACAAUCAUUAUUAAUAACUACUCAAUAUCCUCCAGAAUCUGAAAAAGAAAAUAUAAGAUCACUGAUUACUAUACCUUGUGUAUAUGUAAAUUCUUCACGUCCUUCAAAUAAUGUUUUUGAUUUAAUAAGUAAAGUACGACAUAGUUUAUCAUUUGAUCAAAAAGAUAAAUUUUCAAAAGAAAAUUAUACAAUUUUAAAAAAUGUAUUUGCUAAAAAAAGUACAAGUGAAAUAGUUGAAACUUUUACUGAAGAAUCAAAAAGAGUUGUUGAUAGGUUAACAAUGGAACCUGAAGAUAAUAAAUUUAAUUUGAAACCUGGAUGGGCAACUAUUGAUAAUUAUGAUGAUGUUCCUUUAGUUUCUGAUAUCGUUGUUAAAGACAUUUCAAUACAAGAUUAUUUUAUAUGGACUUGGUUGUCAUCAUUGGCCAGUGAUCAACCAUCACGUAUUAAAAGAGCAUUUGGAAGAUCAGUUGUAGUAGAAGCUGAUGUAUUAGGUUUUCAAAAAUGGAUUGUCAUCACUGAAAAAUUAAUGGAUCCAAAAUCAUUGAAAAAGGCUUUAAAUAUAUCCAAAAAGAGUGCUCCAUUACCUCCAUUACCUGUUGAUAAAAGACAUUUACUGGAAUCUCUACCACCAAUUCCAAUAACUAAUGAUGAUCCUGAAGUUUUACCAGCUGACUUGGUUCAAGUAUAUGAAAAUUUCGAAAGACUGUUUGGUGAUGAAUCAAGUUAUAUUUAUCCAACUUCUAUAAACUCAAAUGAGUUGAAAGAAGACCCAACUACCGAAAUGACAUCAAGAUUUACCAAAGUAACGGUUGGUGAUAUGUAUCCACCAAAUAAUAAAUUACCUAUCAGGAAAGCGCCUCCAGAAAUUCAAACAACUCAACAACAAGAACAAAUCACACCUCAACAAGAUCAACCAUAUUCUGAAGUAUUUGAUCCAAAUUUUGAUUCACCACUUCCAAACAACAACACUAAUAGGCAAGAAAAACUAUCAGAGGAAGAUGCAUAUCUAGAGAAAAAACGUAAAAAGAAAGAACUUAAACUAAAAAAGCAAGCUGAAGCAGUUCAAAUGGCAGCAGCUCAAGCAGCAGGAUUUUCUUUUAUUCCUACAUCAACAACAAAUUUACCACCAUUAAAUUUUGAUAUGAAUCUCCCACAAACUCAACAAGUUGUUAAAUCAAUGUUAAUAUCAGAAGAAAAACCACAAACUUCAAAUUCUAGUUCUCAAACUUCUUCAAGAAAAACAUCACCUCAAAAAUAUAGGAGAACACCAAUUGAUGAAUCUAAACCAUUACCAAAUCCAAUUGAAUCAAAACCAGAACUUGAAUUGAAACCCCCAUUAAAAGCUCCAACAAUGACUAAUUCACCUUCAAUAGGAUUUAUAAGUUCACCAAAUCCACAAAGUUACAUACAACCAUCACCACAAUUAACAUCACAAUAUCCACCAACUAAUUAUAAUGCAUUCGUAUCAAAUGAAUUUGUUCCAUCUAAUUCAACAAGUCCAGUGAAAAAUCAUGUUUUACCAUUUGCUCCUGAAUCUUCUUCAACUGUACCGUUAUCUUCUGGAUCAGACCCAAAGUCUAGUACUUCUUCAUUAUCAUUAGCUGGAAAUUCUUCAGUACAAAACCAAUAUCUCCAAUCAACUCAACCAAUGCAAAAUCAUCAACAAUCUGCAACAAAUUCAACAGUGCAAACACAAAGAAAAUCACCGAAUCGAACAUUAGAUAGUCAAAUUACAAUAAAUUCACAACCACCAAGACUUUCCCCCGACCAAACCUUAACUACUCAACAAACUACAUCACCACAAAGACUUUCACCAAAUCAAUCAUUUGAUAAUAAACAAAUAUCCCAUUCACAUUCAAAUGGUACUUCACCGAAUCAAUCAUUCGAGGUUCAACAAGGUCAUAGAUCACCACCAAAUCCAAAUACAUUAAGUCCUCAGCAUUGUCCUCAGCAUAAUUCACAGGUUCACUUAGUACCACCACCACAGCAGCAACCACAACUUCCACCACCACAGCAACAACAACAACAACAACAAGAAGUAAUGAGACCUCAAAUGAAUACUGCAGUAUCUCAACAAAAUAUACAGCCAUCUACAUCUCAACAAAACAUGCAGUCACCUAUGCCUCAACAAAACUUUCAUUCACCCAUACCUAAUAUGCAACCACAACAAAUGCAUCCUCAAAUGUAUCCACCACAAAUGUAUCAACAACCAUUACAACAACCAAUGCAACAACCAAUGCAACAACCAAUGUAUAAUCAACAACUACUCCAUCCUCAUAUACAAUAUUCUCAAAUGCUUCAACAACCUCCACCUCCACAAAUGUAUCAACAACCAUCUCAAAUGUAUCAGCAACCUCCACCUCAUUCUCAGAUUUACCAACCUCAAAUGUAUCCACAACAACCGUAUCAACAACCACCCCCGAUGAUGCCACAUCAACAUCAACCACCACAUCAACAACCCCCAAAUCAAUAUCAACCGCAAGCAAAACCUAAAACUAACAAUUUAUCAGACACUGCAAUGAUGGGAAUGGUACCAGUUGGAGCAAAACACAACAAGAAUAAAGCAACUAAUAAAGUUAAUUUACGACAUGCUUUUGUACAAGGAGAUUAUGGAAUAUAA